CGUCGUCAGGUUGUUAUAGUGGGUUCGCGUGCCAAGAUUCAGGUCUUAUGACGUAAGGUUACGCUGCUGUGCCUCGAAACUUGCCCAAUUCAACCAUUGCGAUCCGCACUCAACACCUGCUCCCACCAAAAAACAAAGAUAGCCCUCCCCUUUCUCGUAUCAUCUUACUCCGUUCAUUCUCCACGUGUGCUUGUCUCUACGUUCUGUUACGAAUGGGUUGAAAGCUCCAAACCCCCUGCCCCCUACUGGCCGUCCAUCAGUCGCAAUGUCGGGCGUCGAUGACGCCGACGAUGUACGCCGCUACCAGGCGCCGUACAGCGCUCACCGACCUGUCCCCACGAUAUCCAAGUAUCGCGAGGAAAAGGCUGCGCGACAGCAGAAUGCUCUCAAGGCCGACGAGAGCCCCGACGAGGGCGCCGCGUCGCUCUGGGGUUGGAACCAGGCCAAGCCAGAGGCCCAAACAGACGGCAAGCCUGAUGCGCCUGAUGCCGCCGCCGCCAGCGCUGAAGCCAGUCAGCCUCCUCAACAGGCGGACGGCCUCGAGAAAGACGAUGACGAAGAACAAGACGAGGCCCUCAAGGACACGUCCCAGAUCGACCCGGGAGCCACCGAUCCCAAGCAGCGCCGCAAGGAGAUGAAGCACCGCAAAAAGGAACGUGCCGAGCGAGAGGUCACUGAUCCCGUCACUCACCUUCCCGUCACCAUCCACGACUUCACCAGCGAGGCCCUCGAGGAAAUCGAGGCCAACAGUCCCUCGUUUGGCUCGACGCCAAAGACGGCCACCGGCCUGAGCGCCAAGGGAAAGUCGGACGAGCAGCUCGCUACCGAGAAGCAGCGCAUGCAGGACGACCACGACAUGCUCACCAACCGGUUCCCGCCGCCAGACUUUGAUGUCUUGGGUCAGCAGUUUGCGGCCAUCACGAGGCGGGGCAUCACCAUUGGAUUGUGCGGCGCUUUCAUCAUUGCCCUCGGAGCACUAACGCUGGAGCGCUGGCUUCACGGCCGGCGAGACGCACAGCCCAACGGUAGCGGCUGGCUUGGAGCAAGCUUCACGUGGGCGACGCUGCUGGCUCUGAGUGCCGCGGCCGUCGCUGCUUUGGUCGUCGGUGUCCGCGACUACACAUCCCGGAAAAUCACCAGCAUCUUCCAGGACGAGCUGUGGGAUGCGCAGCGCCAGCAGAUAGAGGCCGACGCCAACAGGAAUCAGACCGAGACGACGGCCUGGCUCAACUCGCUCCUCGGCUCGGUGUGGCCUCUGAUCAACCCCGACCUGUUUGCCAGCUUAUCAGACACCCUCGAAGACGUCAUGCAGGCGUCUCUCCCAAAAUUCGUCCGCAUGGUCAGCGUCGAAGACAUCGGCCAGGGCAGCGAGGCGCUUCGGAUCCUCGGCAUCCGCUGGCUCCCCACGGCCGCGGCCGCUCACUCUGUGACCCAGGAUGGAAAGCUCACGACGCAAGAGCAAUGCGACAGUGGCAAGGGCAACGACGAUCAGGAGGACGGCCUGGGCGACUCGGACCCCAAGAUGCAGGCAGACAAGAAAGCCAUUGCCGAGGGCAUGGAGGGCGAGGAGGGCGACUUUGUCAACAUGGAAGUCGCCUUUGCCUAUCGCACGCGCUCAAGCUCCAAGAGCCUCAAGGACCGAACCAAGGACAUGCACCUCUAUCUGGCUUUCUAUCUGCCCGGAAACAUCAAGAUACCCGUCUGGGUCGACCUGCAGGGCAUCAUUGGCAUCAUGCGGCUGAGGCUGCAACUGACGCCCGAUCCCCCCUUCUUCGCCCUCUGCACCAUGACGUUUCUGGGCCAGCCAAAGGUCAAUCUCAGCUGUACGCCCCUGAGCCAGCGUGGCCUCAACAUCAUGGACAUUCCUCUCAUCAGCAACUUUGUGCAGUCCGCUGUCGAUGCGGCAGUGGCCGAGUAUGUGGCGCCAAAGAGCCUGACCCUCGACCUCAAGGACAUGCUCGCAGGAGACGACUUCAAGAAGGACACGAACUCGGUCGGCGUCCUCAUGAUUAACAUCAAGAGGGGCUACGACUUCAAGAUGGGCGACACGGCGAUUCCCUUCUUCAGCGACGGCAGCUCGGAUCCUUACGUCUCCGUUGGGUGGGCCAAAUUUGGCAGGGUACUCUGGAGCACGCGCAUCCUCACGUCGGAGAUGGAGCCGCGAUGGGACGAGACGUGCUUUGUCCUCGUUACUCCAGAGGAGCUGAAUAUUGAAGAACGGCUGCGCGUCCAGCUCUGGGACUCUGAUCGGUUCACUGCCGACGAUGAUCUGGGCCGCAUCGAAGUGCCACUCAAAGAGCUCAUGACCGACGAGCAGUCCAAAGGACGCAUGUGGAAGCGCACCGACGGCUUCAGGGCCCUCAAAUCCGGGGACAACAUGCCUGGGAAGCUCGAGUGGAGCGUCGGGUACUUUACCAAGGCGAAGAUUCAGCAGGAUCAAUUUGACAAGCAGACCCACGAUCGCAAGGUCAGGUCCAUGGAUCAGCUGAGGCACAAGGUGGACCAGAGCUGCGAGCGGAAGCUCCGAGAGACCAUGUUCAAGGAAGGGCAAACGGAGCGAGACGAAGCCGAGCUGCAGCAGCAAAAGGCACAGGAGCUCAAGGCAGAGCAGGACGCCAUGAUUAUAUCCGCCCCGCCGCCGGACAAGUAUCCCAGCGGGCUGUUCAGCCUACAGAUCCACAACAUCACCGGGCUCGAGCUCGUCAAGCUCAGCAAGUCGCAGAGCGUCGACGACGAGGAGGCGAGCGACGAGGAGGAAACGGGCGAGAGCCUCCCGAGCUCGUACUGCACCGUCAUCGUCAACCACAGCAAGACGUUCAAGACGCGAACCAAGCCCCAGAACGCGAAGCCCUUCUUCAACGCGGGGUGCGAGCGCUUCAUCCGCGACUGGAGGGACUGCGACGUCUACGUCUCCGUCCGAGACGCCCGGCUGCACGAGGACGACCCCCUGCUGGGCAUCGUGCACCUGCCCCUCGGCGACAUAUUCAGGGACCGCUCGCAGGUCAUGGGCUUCUGGCCCCUCUCGGGCGGCAUCGGCCACGGCAGGAUCAGACUGUCCAUGGUCUGGAGGAGCGUGAGGCUGCAGGCGCCGCGGAACCUCCUGGGCUGGAACUACGGCACCGUGGACGUGCAGCCGCGGGCCACCAGCUCGGACUGCCCGCGGGACCUGCGCUCCUGCAAGCUCAAGCUCAAGACCAACAUAAGCAUGGGCAAGCUGUACGCACGAGGUGGUGGCGGCCAUGAUGACGACAAUAACAACAGCAGCAACAACAACAGCAACGAGGCCAGGUGGACGGCCAAGAGGGGGCAAAACGUCAGCCUCGCGGUGCACAAGCGGUACAGCAGCUGCAUGUCCAUCUCGUUCAAGGACAAGGGCUUCUUCGGGGACAAGGUGGCGGCGUUUUGCGUCCUGUGGCUCAAGGACAUACCCGACGAGGAGGAGCAGGAGCUCGAGCUGCCCAUCUGCAAGGGCGACUUUGAACGCGCAACGGCCAACUGCCUCGACGAGGCGGGCGAGAGGCUUGGUACCUUGAAGCUGAAGCUCACGUUCUGGGCCGGCAUGGGCGCCGCGCACUCAGCGUGGGCUUCGCGCAAUCAAAACACGCGCGACGUGGUCGAAGUCAUCGACACGUCGCGCGACAACCUCGACGCGGACAAGAUGCAGAAGGAGGCCGGCAUCGUGGACGAGGAGGCGUCGAGCGACAGCGACAGCUCCGACAGCGACAGCUCUGAUGACGACGACGAUGAUGACGACGACAAAAAGGUCAACAACGGCGAGGGCAAAGCCAAGGGCAGAAGAAACGGCGUCGGCGGCCGGUCCGCGAUCCCCGACGGCAGCGAGGGCGACAAGCAGGGCCCGCUGGACCAGAUCCGCGACUACCGCCGGCGGGACAAGGCGCUGCACAGGCAGCACCGCGGCAUCAUGCAGUGGAAGGUGCCGCGGACGGGCCGCUGGGUCAAGCACAAGAUGGAGAGGGUCGGCGACGGCGUGUCGGGCUUGUUUGACCGGCACUCCAAGCAGGAGGGCAUCGAGACGGAGGUGUGAGUGUGCUCUCUUGUGUGUCUGUAUGUGCUUGGCGCGCCGCGGCCUGGGAAUAAAAGAUGUGGUUUUCGCCCCGUUCCCUUGCCCUUCACGUUGAGCGUGGAAGGUGGGAUGUGGGACGUUGUGUGCGUGUGGGAUCUACACCUGACAGCCACGUUAGAUGGAUAAAUAUAUAUAUAGAGAGAGACGGAGACAGAGACAGAGAGCCGCUGUACCAGGCAGUGAAUUGUAAGAACAGAGAGACGUGGAAAAAGUAUAAAGACUAUCAAGGCCUGCUCCACGGCCCACGACGCGGCGGCGUCAAAGUACAAGAGAACAAGACUGAGC
This is a messenger RNA of Purpureocillium takamizusanense, 4369 nucleotides long. RefSeq lists its product as uncharacterized. Gene Ontology annotation, molecular function: lipid binding. The coding region runs from base 266 to 4045 and encodes 1259 amino acids. The transcript is spliced from 2 exons. The record is from RefSeq and is a predicted model, not a curated record. Lineage: Eukaryota; Fungi; Ascomycota; Sordariomycetes; Hypocreales; Ophiocordycipitaceae.